Pongo pygmaeus (Bornean orangutan) is the source of this 438-nucleotide messenger RNA. RefSeq lists its product as uncharacterized. Lineage: Eukaryota; Metazoa; Chordata; Mammalia; Primates; Hominidae. The record is from RefSeq and is a predicted model, not a curated record.
AUGCUUGGACGGAUCCGGCCGAGCCGUCAGCUGCAGCUGCGCGCUGCUCCCCCGACUCGCACCCCCUCGGCGAAGCGCUGCAUUUUAUGUAAUUUUCUGCCGGGCUGCUGGCUUGUGGGGGUUGCGGCUGGGUCUCGGCAGCCUUCAGCGCCGCAGACGCUCCGGCAACGCCGGCAUACGAGGCCCCCACCCCAGGAGCGCGGGUCCGGGCGGCGUUCCCCUCUGCGGGAGGCGCGGCGAGCCAAUCCUCACUUUAAAGGCUUUCGUGUCCUCGAAGCGAAGGGUCUUCCGUUGGGGGCAAGACGCGCUGGCCCCAGACGACCGGUCCGUGAAAUGACCCUUCCGGGCGACCCGGAGCGGGCGACCUUGCCAAACCCGCGGCUCGGGGCCCCCGCGGUCCCGCGUAGAGGACCCACGCCCCACGGGGGGCGGCGGUGA